This is a messenger RNA of Paramecium sonneborni, 1059 nucleotides long. Lineage: Eukaryota; Ciliophora; Oligohymenophorea; Peniculida; Parameciidae. The record is from the annotation of a GenBank genome assembly.
AUGAGUUUUAUAAUACCAAAUUUGUUUUGCGAAGCUCAUAAGAAAACUCAGAUCACAUUAUUAAAUUUAACAGUGGGUAAUAAAAGGGACUAAAGAUUAUUUUGUUAUAGAUGUAAUAUCCGUGCAUAAUCAAAUUUAUAUUGUUUAGAAGAUAUUAAUGAAUUAACAACCUCUCUGAAGAAAUCUGAGAAUGAAAAUAUUAAAAAGAUUUAAGAGGAUACGAAAAAGUUGAAUAAAAUAAAGAUUUAUAUAGAUUAGAUAUAAGAAAUGUAUAAUAAAUUAGAGAGUGAUCAUUAGUAAUUACUUAAUUCAGUAAUAGAUAAUCAAAUAAUAAAACCAAAUGAUGAUAUAGAUGUUUUCUUACAAAAAAAAUCAUAUUGUACCAAGCAGGAAUUGAUAAUGAUGACAGAAAAGGUGAGUAAUAUAAUAAAAUAAAAUAGUGAUAAAUUAGAAUUAUUAGAAAACUAUUCUAUUAAAUAUUUAGAUUAACAUCAAUAAUAAGAAGAGAAUAUAAAUUAUCUAUAUGUUUAAUUAUAAUGGGCGGAAUAAAAAUAAGUGGGAUAAAAAUAGGAGAUUGUUAGUGAAAUAUAAUAGUAAAAUUUUGAAUAAAUAAUUCCUGAAAUAGAAUAAAUGUAGGAUUAAGGAGUUUAAUAAUUUUAGGAAAAAGUAGAGAUAUAAUUAGAGUAAACAAGGAUAUAUGAUAUAAAAUUUAAUACAGAAAAUAAUAUAUUUGUAGUUGGAAGUUCAAAAUUAUCUAAUAGUAAUUGUUAUGCAUAGGUAUGGAGAUUUGAGAAAGGUUAAGCAUCAUGGAUACAAGAUUUAGAGAAUAGUCAUUAAAAUGAUAUUAAAUCAAUAUGUUUUUUGAAUUCUGAUGAUUCAUUUUUUACAGGAAGUCAGGAUAGUUCAAUAAUAUUUUGGAAAAAAGAACAUUAAAAAUGGGAAAUAGGAUAAGAAUUAGCAGGUCAAUAAAAUAGUGUUAUAGGUUUAUAAUUGAAUAGUGCAGGGAAUAUAUUAGCUGCUAUAUCUAGUUAANUUAAAUUUAAAGAUUUUGUUCAUUGA